UAGCUAGCCUUUCAGUUCAUCGAGCACCACUGCACAUCCCGAUCAUCAUUUUGCGAUACACAUUCUACCAAACUCGAUCGCAAGAAGAAGAAACAGCUAGCUAGCUACCAAUCAAUGGCGUCCAACGACAACGUCGCCGUGGCCAGCGAGGUGAGCAGCGCCGUGGCCAAGCUCAACGACCACCUCGCCACCGCGCUCACCGGCAGCGGCAGUGAGAACGCCGGCACCGUCAUCACGCUGGCCGGGAAGAACAGCGGCGCCACCAUGGAGGCGGCGGCCGCGGGCGACGUGGAGGACCUCGUCGUCGUCAGCAGCGUGGACGCGGAGGAGCACGACGAAGGUCAUGGCCACCAGGACAACGAGGAGGAGGAGGUGGAGGAGAACGUGGUCAUCACCGCCUACGCCAACAGCAACUACCAGGCCGUCAACAACUCGGUGCUCGUUGCCGGCAGCUGCGCCGUCGACGACCCCGGCGUGCACGUCGUCGUUGUGGAGCACGUCGACGAGAUACGCGACUACGACGAGGACAUCGACGGCCAAGAGUUCUAAGCACUACUGCAUUGUUAUUACUGCAAGCUAUAUGGAUAUGGAUUGAAGGGCAUAUAUAUAUAUAUAUAUAUAUAUAUAUAUAUAUAUAUAUAUAUAUAUAUAUAUAUAUAUAUAUAUAUAUAUAUAUAUAUAUAUAUAUCGUCAUAAUAUAUCCCUGCAUGACAAAUAUAUAUCUAUGUACUAUACUACAUAUACAUUACAUCUACAUUUUCUUGGAUCGGGUAUGUACUGGUACUACUGUAAGUUGUUUUGAUGCAUACUGCUACUUGAAUAAAAAAGCUAGCUGAAUAUA
Zea mays is the source of this 841-nucleotide messenger RNA. RefSeq lists its product as uncharacterized. The transcript has a single exon. The record is from RefSeq and is a predicted model, not a curated record. Lineage: Eukaryota; Viridiplantae; Streptophyta; Magnoliopsida; Poales; Poaceae. Bases 115 to 549 code for a protein of 144 amino acids.